AUGUUUUAAGAAUAAGAUAGCAAACAAUCCUAUCUAAUAAAAUAGCCGUUAUAAAAAACUUGGGUAUUGUGGUUGGCUUUAGGUUUGGCUUGCUUUUUACUUUUUGGAGAUGCAUAUGCAUUUGAUAAUCCAAUGGCCUUGCAAUCCACAAUACAAAAUGAGAUGAAUUUGAAUAAUGUUCAAUUUAAUAUGCUUUAUUCUAUCUAUUCUGCUCCAAAUAUCAUUUUACCAUUCUUUGGAGGAAUCUUAAUUGAUAAAAUUGGAGUGAGAGUUAGCAUACUCAUUUUUUCAUCCAUUUUGAUAUUAGGUUAAACAAUAGUUGUAAUUGGAGGAUAUACAUUAUCAUAUGGUACUAUGUUAGCAGGAAGAUGUAUAUUUGGAAUUGGAUCUGAGAGUUUGAAUGCUGCUUAAGCUGCAAUAAUGUCAUAGUGGUUUUAAGGAGGAUAAGUGAGUUUAGCAUUAGGAUUAUGUUUAUCAAUUCCUAAAUUAGGUAGUGCAAUGAAUAGUUUGGUUAGUCCAAUAAUUUAAGCUAAUCAUGGUAAUUUAGGAUUUACUUUUUUGAUUGGUUUAUUUAUUGUAAUAUUUUCAUGGGGAUGUGGUUUAGCACUAAUAUAUUUAGAUAAAAAGAAUGAAGAAUUAAUGGAUAUUUGGAAAUAACAUAAUCCUUAAUAAGAAAAGAAGGAAGAGAAAAAAGGAGAAUUAUAGAUCAACAUAAAUUAAUUUUAAGUAAAUAAGAUGAUAAUUUUAUAUUCUUAUAAAUUAAAAUUAAUAUAUUUCUAUUGUAAUGCAAUAAGAAAUGAGUUUAUAAUUAAAAAAGAGUGAAACUACUGAUAGUGAACGUUCAGAAUCUUUACUUAAUGAAGAUGAUGAUGAUGAUGAUGAUGAAAAUGAUAAUGAUAAUGAAGAUGAAUAAGAAAAUGUUCAUGAUGCUAAAGAGGAAAUAAAGUUAUCAGAUUUAAAACAUUUAGAUGGUUCAUAUUGGAUAUUAUCAUGCAUUAUUAUGUUAAGUGAAGCAUUGUUUGUUCCUUUCUUAGAUAAUGGAAAUGCAUUCUUUUAAAUUAAAUUUGGAUUUAGUUAAUAAUCUGCUGGUGUUUUACUAACUAUUCCUUAUGUAUUUGCAGCUUGUGUAACUCCAUUUGUUGGAAUUUAUAGUGAUAAAAUUAGAUAAAGAUCUCUUUUAAUUGUAUUAACUACAGUCAUAUUUAUAAUUACUCAUUUAUGCUUGUUACUCAUAUAUUGUGAUGUAAUUAUGUUUUCUAUUAUGUUUAGACUGCUUGUGGAGUUUCAGCAUUACCAUUACUUUCAUUAGGAAUUUGUUAUUCAUUUUAUUCUGCUAUAUUGAUUCCCUCUAUUCCUCUUGUGGUAAAGGCUUAAAUGAUAGGUAUUAAAGUAUCUAUAAUUAAGGUACUGCAUUUGGAUUGUUAGGAGUUAUGUAAAAUACUGCCUUGGCUUUAUUUCCAUUGAUAACUGGCAGUAUUUAUAAUAGUCAUCUCAUAAAUGAAUAAGGUGAAUUAGAUCCUUUUUAAGGGUAAUUAUAAUUAAUGUAACUUUAGGUAUGUAUAUCAAUCUUAUUUUUUUGUUGGAGUAAGUUGUUUUAAUUUUGUAAUUGCAAUAAGUCUUUAUUUGUUUGAUAAAAAUGGAAGCAAAAAGUUAAGUAGAUUUAAGUCAAAGAGUAAAUGAAUGUUUAUAGUGUGUUAUUUUCAAUAAUAAAUUUAAUAUGAGUAAUCGAAAUAGGAGUUUGGCAGAAAGAAAAAACUCGAAAAGUAAAUGUAAGACUGCGAUCUCUUAAAGAAAAAACUCAGAUUGUGAAGAUUAUAAUUUCUAUUAAGAAUUCUAGUUAUUCUAUCCCUAAGCUUAGGAAAUAAAGUUUACUAAAUUUGAAUAUAUGAAAGAGUUCUUUAAUUUAGGCAUCAAUGAAUUUCCCUCUGAUUAAGAAAUCUAACGUAUAUAACAAGAGAUUCUAACAACUAGUGGCUGGAAUUCAAAUCUUAAGAAGAAUUGGACACUUAACGAAAAGAAAGUACUUAUUUGGCUUGUUGGAAAAUUGAGUAUUUUAAGAAAUGAAGACAUUAGAGAUUUAUCAUAAGAAUUGUUUGAAGAGAUAUCAAGGAUGAUAUGUAGAAGAGAUAGAGAUCAAUGCAAAUAGAAAUGGUCUCAAAUGUAAAAGAUUGCGCUACAAUAAUAACCAUUUAAGCCAGAAGAAGAUAAAAAAUUAUAUGAGAUCAUUCUAUAAUAUUAAUAAGUUGAUAUGGGUUAGAAAUGGAGUUAGAUUGCAUAAGAAUUAAAUUAACAUUCAAAUAUAUAUAGAUCAAGUAAAUAAUGCAGAGAAAGAUGGCUUAAUCAUUUGAAUCCAAAAAUUUCUAAGUAAAUUAUAUAUAUUCAUUUCUAUUUAAGAUAACCUUGGAAAGAUGAAGAAGACAUACUAUUAUUGAAUCUUGUUAAAGAAUAAGGAAGAAGAUGGGCAGAAAUAUCUAAAAUUAUGGAUGGAAAGAGAAGUGAGAAUAAUCUAAAAAAUCGAUUUAAUAGUUUAAUUAAAAGAGAAAAAGACUUGCCAGUCAUGUAUAUAUACUUUAUUAAAACUAUUAUAGAUAAACUUAAAAUGGAUCAGCUACUAAUUUGGAUGAUUUAUUGUCAGGUUGCACUGGACCUGAAAUAACUGACUUAUAACGAUAAGCAAUUGAUGCAUUAUUAUCUAAAUUAAAGUGGAGAAAUGCCGAAAGUUAAAAUAAAAAUACAAGGAAAAAAUCAAUAGAACUCAAUGAAAAUAUAGAUGAUUAAGUAAAGCCACAAUUUUAAUAGCGAACUUAGAUUACAGCCUAAUACACAAUAGGAAAUAUAGAAUCAGAAUCAAAUAUUAUGGAAUUAACUCCUUGUUUAGUUAAUGUGACUAAAAACAUUAUUUAUUUCUGCACUUAAGAUAUCUUAAUAUAGUAUUUGGGUUAUCAUUAAUAGUAAUAGCAAUAAUUUAAAGAUCAAUUUGAUAAAAUUAAGAAUGAAUUAUGUACUUUUGAUGUAGGCUUUUAAAAUUUCAAAUCCACUCUUAGUAUGAUAGAAGAAAUCGAAGAGCCUCUGAAAAGUUAAUCAAACUUUUAACCAAAUGAUUUAGAUGGAUUCUUUAAUUUAGAAACACCAGAAACAAUAUCCAAACCAAUAUAUAUGAAUUCCCUUGAUAUGAUCACGAAUUCUGCUAUAAAAUAUUUGUAGCGUUGGAAAACUGAAUGUUAAUUCAAAGAUCGGCGCAGAUCAAGCAUACAAAUACCGAGAUCUCUUCCGAAUUUGAUAUAAAUUUAAUAAUGA
Paramecium pentaurelia is the source of this 3297-nucleotide messenger RNA. The record is from the annotation of a GenBank genome assembly. Lineage: Eukaryota; Ciliophora; Oligohymenophorea; Peniculida; Parameciidae.